CACAUCCAGGAGAAUGACAGAAGACCGAGCUCUGCGUUUCUAAUGGCCAAAUACAUUAAAACAUUUGAAUUAUAGCUGUUUUAAUUAGUGUUUCACAAAUUAUAGAAGCAUAUUGUGAUUCAUCGAACAUAAAAGUCCACCAAUGUGAAGAAAAAACGUUUGCUUUAUGAAAAAUAGUCGUUAGCUCCUAGCUAACUUUAACGCAAAUGACCAACCAAGUUACAUCGUCAGAGUUGUUAACAAAUACUUAUGGUGUUUUAUAUUCGAUAUAAAGUUUAAAUAGUUUAUUGUCGCUUACUGUUAAAGUUUCAACAUGUUUACAGACGAAACGCUUGAUUUAAUUGGUGCAGAAUCGACAUGGAGAAAGACACAUCAGCAAACACAAGAAUCAAGAAGCUGUCAAACUCUUCCAGUUCACACAACAGAGACUGAAACACAAGCCAAAGAUGUGUCAGAAAACGGCACCCAAACACAAGACCAGAGCAGCCAAACUCUCUCAUUAGACCGAGAUUUAGCAGACUUUCCUGGCUUGGUGGACUUCAUGCAUAAAGCUGAAGAUGUGGUUAUCAGAGAACUGGUGAAAAACUCCAAGAGUCACGCUUUUGACGGGUUUGAAGUGAACUGGGAGGAACAGAAUGAGUCGGUGUCCUGCAUGUACCGUCUUCAGCAUGUUGAUGCUCAGGAAAAGAGUCUGCAAGUCACUAGUGUGUCCUGGAACUGCACUGGUUCAGUCAUAGCCUGUGGAUUUGGCCGGGUGGAUGAUGGUGAUUGGAGCAAUGAGAAGGCUUAUGUGUGCACAUGGAACGUGGACCGGCAGAACCUGAACCCAAAGCGGCCGGAUGUGAUUAUAGAUGUGGCUGCACCGGUCAUGUGUUUGUGCUUUCAUCCUGUCAGACCGUCUGUAGUUGCUGGGGGUCUGUACAGUGGUGAGGUGGUGGUUUGGGACACAAGCCGCUCACAGGACCUCAUUUUGGCUCAGACUGGCAUGUCUGCAGAUACUCACCGUGAACCAGUAUAUCAGAUAAACUGGGUCCCAUUAGCUCGCAGAGGAGACUUUUCUGUACUCAGUGCCGGUUCAGAAGGAAGAGUUCUGUUGUGGACGAUUGACAGAGUUGAAGCCAAACUCAUCUUGAGCUCUGGAUAUGCUCUUGUCCGACAGCAAAUGCCUCAGAGUGGAGCAGCAAGCAAGACCAGAGGAAGCUUGACUAUUGGAGUGACAUCUGUUGCACUUUCCCCUUGGGAUUUGGACACAUUUUUGGUGGGCUCAGAAGGUGGUCUUGUGCUCAAAUGCUCUUUCAGCAGUGAGACAGCGGCUGCAGUGCCCUCUGAUGGUGAGAGUGUGAUACUGCGGGCCCCAAUGCAGUUCUCCUUCUCACCACGAGGGGGCCCUAUACACUCAGUCCACUUCUCGCCCUUCCAUAGGAAUCUGUUUGUAAGUGUCGGGACAGAUGGUUUGGCUCACCUUCACAGUGUUCUCCAGCCUCGCCCCCUGCUGUCUCUACGGGUGUCUGAUUCGUAUGCAUUUGGGGUGAGAUGGUCACCUACACGGCCUCUAGUCUUUGCUGCAGUCACUGGACAAGGAUUGGUCCAAAUGUUUGAUUUGGGUCGAAGGUCUUCAAGGCCAGUGGCCACGAUUGACCAGAACGCAGGAGGUCAACCAGCGUAUUGCCUGGAAUUCAACCCCAAACACACAAAUCUGCUAGCAGUGGGCAAUGCAGAUGGCAGCGUCAACAUCUGGCAGCUCAGUGCGGAGUUAACAGAGCAAGGUGCCAAGGAGAUUGCUAUGCUGGAGCAACUGGCCAAUGAGGUGGCAGACUGAGUCAUUAGAGAACUGAUCAGGUGAACAACAGAAAGCUGACAAUGAUCACCUCAGGUAAACCUCAUGUGCUUUAUUCAGUGUUUAAUGCUAAAAAUAUGUGUUUGAAUGCCAUUUUACAUGAUAUUCAUUACCAUACUACUGAAAGCAGCAGCAGAUAGUUCACCUCAGAUCUUAAGAUAAAAUAAACUGUUUAAAAAUUUGAACUUUAGAACUGUGAAAUAAUGCACACCAACACAUAUCAGUGAUUCAGCAUCUACAUUUAAUGUUUAAGAGGUUUAAUAUGUAUGAAUUAGAUUAUAAACCACCAUUUCAGGAGUGAGUGCAUAUUCUGUUCUUCUGAAUGGCUCGGUAAAACACAUUUUCAAAGCAGAAUAUCUGACUUCAGCAUUGUUUUUCAGAUAAAGAAUGUUCACUUGGCAUGUUUCUUAAAUAUCUGCAAACAUAUUAUGGUGUUUUUAUGCUUUAGAACAGUCAAAAACCUACAUACGCACAUUAAAACACACACAACAAUGGUGGAGUACACGGUAUUGUUAAUAAUGCUGUAAUACAGCCUUUUCGUGAAUAUGUGUAAGCACAGAUCGUUUUGAAAACGUUGAUGAGUA
Molecule: messenger RNA, 2421 nt
Organism: Danio aesculapii
Lineage: Eukaryota; Metazoa; Chordata; Actinopteri; Cypriniformes; Danionidae
Gene: dync2i2
Product: dynein 2 intermediate chain 2
Exons: 10
Coding region: 314-1819 (501 amino acids)
Biological process (GO): intraciliary transport
Cellular component (GO): ciliary plasm; cytoplasmic dynein complex
Molecular function (GO): dynein heavy chain binding; dynein light chain binding
Source: RefSeq, a predicted model, not a curated record